GGAAUCCGGUAGAGCAUGGCUACCCUGCGAAGGUUGCGGGAGGUGCCGCGGCACUUGCUGGUCUGUGAGAAAUCCAACUUCGGUCACGACAAGUCGCGCCACCAGCGCCUCGUGGAGACGCACUACUAUAAUUACAGGGUUUCAUUUCUGAUUCCUGAAUGUGGGAUACUAUCAAAAGAGCUGAAGAGCCUGGUCAUGGGAACUGGACCCUAUUACUUUGUGAAGAAUUUACCUCUUCAUGAAUUAAUUUCACACGAGUUCAUCAACACCUUUGUAAAGAAAGGUGCGUGCUAUGCACUAACAUACAAUACAAAUAUUGAUGAAGAUAAUACUGUUGCCCUACUACCAAAUGGGAAAUUAAUUUUAUCACUGGAUAAAGACACUUAUGAAGAAACUGGACUUCAAGGUCGUCCAUCUCAGUAUUCUGGCAGAAAAAUCAUGAAAUUUAUUAUUUCCAUUGAUUUGAUGGAUUUGUCCUUUAACCCGGAUUCCAAGAACUGUAAAAGAACAUCUUGGUCCUUCAAAGAAAAGAAGCCAUUGAAAUUUGAUUUUCUUUUGGCUUGGCAUCCUACAGGUGCAGAAGAAUCAACGAUGAUGUCAUACUUUUCCAGUUACCAAAUUCAGGAGCACCAGCCAGAAAUAGCCCUGAGCACACUGAUGGACCUGCCGUGCCCAGUGCUGCAGAGCCACGCGCUCCAGGGGGUGCCUGAGGCGGCCUGCAGUGCCCAGGAGCUCUUCGACUGGCUGGGAGCCGUCUUCAGUCACGUCAACCUAAAUAAUGAGCCUAAUAAUUUCAUAUCAACCUAUUGCUGCCCUCAGCCAAGCACAGUGGUGUCAAAAGCUUAUUUAUGUACAGUCACUGGCUUCCUACUUCCAGAGAAGAUCAGUCUCUUACUGGAACAGCUGCGUCGCUACUUCAAUGAACCAAAGUUAGCUCCUUGGGUUUCCUUGUCUGUUCAAGGAUUUGCAGACAGCCCUGUUUCUUGGAGAGAAAAUGAACAUGGUUUUCGAAAAGGAGGAGAACAUUUGUACAACUUUGUGAUUUUUAAUAAUCAGGACUAUUGGCUUCAGAUGGCUGUUGGGGCAAAUGAUGACUGUCCAACAUAAAAACAAUAAAUAAAUAAAUUUAAAAUAAUGUUCUUUUUUUAAUGAUUGUUCUCAAAUUUCUUAAUGAUAAUAGGGCUGUGUGUUUACUCAGGCUUAUAUGAUGAUGAUCAUUUCUAAUAUAAUCUCUUAUAUCAGCAUCAGCUACCCUUCUGCUCUGGACAUAGGGCCUGUCUUGUGACUAUACCUGGGCUUGUCAUCCAGUGCCUCUCAGUAUGAACCCAGAGGGUGGUUUACUACAUCAUUGGGGUUGGGAAGGGGCCUGGAUGGCCACAGGACCAGGUAUCAUUGGACAAUUAGGUAAGGUAGGUAGUGUUACGCAGGAUGAAAAUGUUUCAACAUUUUCAGAUAAUAAGAAAACCUUAUACAUACCCAGGCUAGGCCUUGUUUUAAGUUGUGUUCAUAUAUUAAGUCAUUUAUUUCUGUGGCACAGAGUUGAAGCAAGCUACCCAAGGUCAGACUGCUAGUGGAUCUGAGAGUUGAUCUCAGGCCAAGCUGGUUCGUAAGUGUGUUUUUACUAUCUCUGGGUCAGGGAGGGAUAUGUUGAUACUGUAAAUUGUUGAAGAGCAAGUUGAAAGAAUUUUAUUUCCAACAGUAUGUCUGAUUAGAUAUAAGGACCAACUGAAAACUAAAAUUUCUGCAGUAUAUAUCAAGAACGAUUUUUUAAAAUGUAUGAAUGAGCUGUAAAAUAAGAAUUCUCAAAGGCAAAAAUAAAACGAAAAUGUGAAAGUAGAAGCCCAGAGGUGCAUGUAGGGCACUGAUGCCACUUUUUACCCUUAGGACAAUUGCCAAAUGUCAAGUUGAACUUUGCUUUUCAAAAAAGCCUUGGAUGGGGAAGGGACGAUAAACAGUAGACAGAGCUUAAGGCCUGCUUAAAGUAGGAAGACUGUAGGAGACUUCAUAAAGUUGGGAUCCCAAAACGGAGAGAUUUAGUGUGAAAAUGAACUAUGAGUAAACCUCCUUCUCCAUUCCACCUUCCUCCCCAGGAACAACAAGGAAGAUUGUCCCGAGGGCAGCCCAUAAGCUGUGUAGUCUUAAAAGUGUCAGCUUGAAAUUUAGUUUAAAGUGAUACCAGGUUUUUAGUACCUUCUAGGUGACUGGAAAAAGCAAAAUAGACUCUUUUUGAAGGAACUCAGAGAUAGUUUCAAGGAAUGAUUACACAGUCAAAAAUCACAAACAAAAUAGGCAUCAUGAGCGAGAACCAGCAAAAACAAAGCAGAAGCAGGCCUACAAAGACUUAAGAUAUGAGAAUUACCAAACACAAUAUGAAGUAUUUUUAUAGUUAAAGAAAUAGGAGAAUUAAAGAACAUGAAUAUAAAAGUGACCAAGCAGAUUGGGAAAUACACCAAAUGAAAAUGAAAGUACCAAAUGAAAAAUAUCAAAAUUGAAAUUAAAAGUGCAGUGGAUUGGUUUAACAACAGACUAGACACCACUGAAAAGAGAAUUGAUAAUAGACAUAACAAAGACAUUUUUAAACAUAUAAAAUCUGAAAGACUUUACCAUCAGCAGACCCACUACAAGAAAAAGGACAUCCAUCAGGUAGAAGGAAAUAGCAAAUGGAAACCUGGAUUUGCACAAAGGAAUGGUAACAACAUGAGUAAAUAUAUAAGAAUUAUUUUUUAAACCUCUUUAAAAGAUAAUUGCUUAAACAAAAAUAGUAAAGGAGUGUGGGAUUUAUAACAUGUAAAAGUAAAAUGGAUGACAAUGGCAUAAAGACCAGGAGGGGAGAAAUAAGUAUACUAGUGUAAAGUUAUUAUACUAUAUGUGAAGUGAUACCACUUGAAGGUAGACUGUGAUAAGUAAAAGGUGGAUACUAUCAACCCUUAAGCAACCAUUAACAAAACACAAAGUUGUAGCUAGUAAACCAACAGAGGAGAUAAAAUAGAAUCAUGAAAAAUACUUUAUCGGGCCCAGAAGAGCCAAAACGAUCUUGAAAAA
Molecule: messenger RNA, 3042 nt
Organism: Trichechus manatus latirostris (Florida manatee)
Lineage: Eukaryota; Metazoa; Chordata; Mammalia; Sirenia; Trichechidae
Gene: RPP40
Product: ribonuclease P/MRP subunit p40
Exons: 8
Coding region: 16-1107 (363 amino acids)
Biological process (GO): endonucleolytic cleavage in ITS1 to separate SSU-rRNA from 5.8S rRNA and LSU-rRNA from tricistronic rRNA transcript (SSU-rRNA, 5.8S rRNA, LSU-rRNA); tRNA 5'-leader removal; tRNA 3'-end processing
Cellular component (GO): ribonuclease MRP complex; multimeric ribonuclease P complex
Molecular function (GO): ribonuclease MRP activity; ribonuclease P activity
Source: RefSeq, a predicted model, not a curated record